CUUCCCUGCUCCUAAUCGUCUGAUCAUCGUGUUUCCCCGCGAAUACUAUUUUAUUUUUGCUCUUGCCUCAUUUUCGAUCAAGCCAUGGGCUUUCUCUCUACCAGUGAUAACCACAUGGCACGAUGGAUGUAGUUCGCAGUCUUCCCAGGAAUGAUUACUCUACUUGAACAGCUUCAUGAACUGUCUCUGUCGCCAGUGUAUCGAUUGCCAUGCCAGACAUUCUCCCACUGUAUUCGAAGCGGAAUUCGUCUAUGCGACGCCAUGUCCUCGCAACACAGCGACGCUGGGCAAGAAGCUGCCGGCCACCUUGACCUUGAGGAGGCAGCAAAGGAUGAGAGCGACAACUAUGACCCUCUACCGCCACAAAGCUUGACAGCUAGCCCAACCAAGUGCUCAAUCUGUCAGAGUACCUUUCGACGGCCUGAGCAUCUGAAGCGCCACUUCCGCAGCCAUACAAAGGAGAAACCAUUCGAGUGCGCGCAGUGCGGCCGUCAUUUCUCGAGAACAGACACAUUACAUCGCCACGAGCUCAGCCACCAUAACGCUGGAAGGGAAGGUGGAAAGGAUCGUACUCAUCGCAUCACAGUGAAGACAUUCCGGGCGUGCUACAAAUGCGCACUCGCACGAGUACGAUGCAGCGGUGGCACACCAUGUGCGCGCUGCGAAAACCGAUCUCUCGAAUGUCAGUACCCAACAGAGCGACGUUCGAAGGCCAAAGCCCGAAGAGAGGCGGCUCAGUCAGCCUUGGGUCGAGACGAAGAAUUCAAUGGACAAUCUUUUCUCACCGUGGCCUCGACGUCGGUGGAUGGUUCUGCUGUACGCUCCCCGCCAGUUGGUGAAGGUUCCCUUACAAAGCCUCUUCAAUACCGCAUGACACAGUUUCAGCUCCAACUGCCAGGAGCCGGGCUGCUAAACGGAGAUGCUCCAUCAUCGCCAGCUGUGUCGGAGGCUUUCGCUCACAGCGAAGCUUUAAAGAAGCUAUCGAAAGAAACUCCUCAAAACACUGGACAAAACAUCAACGCGACAGACCAGUCGAAACGUCUCGAUAAUCAGAUGCCUUCGAUUGACAUAUCUGAUGUGGCACAAUCCACCUCGCAUGAACCCUUUUCCGCUAACUCACAAACAAAAGAGCAACGCAGAUCUUCGUCGGCUAUUGAAAACUUACACCUCUUGAAACGAAUUACAGAGCCCGUGGGCUCACCAAGUGGCGUUCGUCCAAUGUUAGCCAGGCACGGCCGUCAUGCGAGCACAACGACCAAUGGGGAUCAGCGAGGAGAGCAUGGAUCAAUAGAGCCUUUCUUGGACACGGUAGACUCAACUGUUCCAGCGAUGAACUGGCUUCCGGGCGAGGCGCCUUAUGGUACGUUCACAGGACGGACUCCUACGGCUAAUCACGCGGGACAUGAAGCUCGUGAUGGAUACAUGAAAUACAGUGCAUGGUUCCCUCCAGUGAUCCAUCCGGUCAAUGGAGGCCACGAACAUAUGCUUGGAUCCCCAGUAGCCCACACCUCGCUCAAGAGCAACAGAAACAGUCCUGGCAGAACGGGCCGUUUGACAUUCUCGAGCAGCACGAGUCGACCAGCAGAUCUAGUAGAAGAUAGAGCUUCUCGACCGCCGACAUAUAGACACCAGCAAGAUAUUUGGUUAAACUGCUCAGCAUUGUCUCCUAAUGGACAUUUUGCUGGAGGGGGAGAAAACACACCUCGGCGGUUCCUAUUUCCAAAUAUCGAGGACACUACAAUGCACGAUAUCCCGAUCGGCACGAGCCUAUUGAUCGGACCAUCGACAUACGAAAAGAUCCACAAGGCUUUUGUCCAGCUAUGUUGCACCGAAAGUGUCCUGUUCUCGCCAUUCGAGUCGGAGUAUUUCCCGAGCGCAAAUGUGCUUUCCGACUUUGUCCGUCUUUACUUUCACCACUUCCAACCCGUUUACCCCAUGUUUCACCUACCCUUAUUCGAUGCAAAUACAUGCCACUGGGUAGUAACUCUGGCUUUGGCGGCCAUAGGUAGCCACUAUGCUAGACUUCACGAAUCAGACGAAUGUGUUUCUGCAUUCCACGAGCUCCUUCGUCGAGUCAUAAUGGUAGAGAAGGAGAACCCCUGCCUGGAACAGACAUCUCUCUGGCUUGUCCAGGCAAAGCUUCUUGAUUGCAUUGGACUCAUGUACAACAGUGAUGAGCGAGCCAGAGACUCUGCGCUCGACCGAUUUGGUGAUUUGACCAGUCUGUUGAUCCGUAACCAACUGCUGAAACCAUCGGGGCACAACAAAUCAGACUUUCGUGAUAAGCCAGUGGAGCAGAAAUGGUUGAUCUGGGUUGAGGACGAGGUCAGACGACGGACAGCAUAUCUAGUCUGGCUUGUUGAUUGUACAGUUGCCUAUCACUUUGACAAACAGCCAUUCUUUUCUCUUGAAGAUGGCCAGGCCGCGCUUCCCUCCCAUGAGAGACUCUGGCAAGCGGAGUCAGCCGAUAUUUGGCAAGGGCUUUUGGAUCGAAAUCCAGGCCAAUCCGAACUCUCCCUAUACGAUGCCGUGCUGAUUAUGUAUAUUGAAAAGAGGCUGGUACCCGGUCUCGGAGGGUUGAGUCAUAUUCUGCUGAUCCAUGCCCUCUACCAACGUAUGUGGGAGGUUGGCGAUUACUUUCGUCGACCAUUAUCUUUCUGGAACCCGACCGCUGAGAAACAGUCCCGACUCACGGCGAUCCCUUCCGGCUCUGUUUGGCUUCCUGGAAUCCCCUCGUACUCCAAGUGGCGUAACAGUGCAUGUGAUUCCCUGGAUAUCCUCCACUGGGCUGCUAACAGCACAGCCACCACGGCAGCUGAUCUUCGCAACCCCACGAUUCUGCAUUUGCACUCAGCCAGGAUCGUUCUCCUUGCGCCUUUUCGUGAGAUUCGUUCUCUGGCCCACUCUCUUGUGACGGAAAAAUUUCGGUGGAGCGAACGCCAGCAGAGCCUCGAAUGGCACUUCAUCCUCCGAUGGGUUCGACAUGACCAAUACAAGGCCCGCCUUGCGAUCAUCCAUGCGGGGGCAACGCUCUUGCAUGCUCGAGGAAACACAAGUCACGCAUUCCACGAGCCGGUUGCAGUGUUUCUGGCGACACUAGUGCUGUGGGCUUAUGGUUGCUGUCAUGCUCAGCUAGCCGACCGGGUGCGGCCUGACCCCAGUCAGGAGCCCACCGUCAUCCAUCUCGACCAGCCUUGCGAUGACGAGCUGGUCCAGCUUUUUGUCCGAGAAGGACACGCCAUACAAGGCGUUCUCACAGGCGUAGGCGACAUUUGCGCGGCGCAAGGACCCGCCGGUGUUCUCCGGGCUGGCAGCGAGACGUUUGUCGAUCUAAUGUCGUGGGGAAUCUCCAGGAAACUCAAAUCUAUUCUCUCGCAGUUGGCCGAUAUAGUGAAUCCCGUUUGACUGGAACAAUAAAGGCGCUGUGCACGUUGUUUCUCUCGUGAAUAUUAACAUUCAUCUACGGAAUCCUCCAUGAUAGAACAUGUUGUUAGUCAUUUUUGAGGCUGUAUUGUAGAGAGCCAUUGACUAUUCACCCUGAGCUCAUGCUCUUGGCAGCCGAUUCACCAUGUAUUUGAUUGAUUGUUUGCUCAAGGGUUUCAGUUUGUGGGCAGUGUAGCAUCCAGUCUUUUUUACCACUCUAGUAACUAGGUAUGCACAAAAAGCUGACUAGUGUAAUUCAAAG
Molecule: messenger RNA, 3685 nt
Organism: Aspergillus saccharolyticus JOP 1030-1
Lineage: Eukaryota; Fungi; Ascomycota; Eurotiomycetes; Eurotiales; Aspergillaceae
Product: putative C2H2 transcription factor
Exons: 6
Coding region: 262-3405 (1047 amino acids)
Biological process (GO): regulation of DNA-templated transcription; DNA-templated transcription
Molecular function (GO): zinc ion binding; DNA binding; DNA-binding transcription factor activity, RNA polymerase II-specific
Source: RefSeq, a predicted model, not a curated record